GAGUGGGGUGCUGCGCCUUCAUACAGCCCGCGACAGAACUCAAAAACCUCCGACGUCCGAUUAUGCGGCUUCACAAUCUUGCAUGCAUUCCAUGAUUUUAGCUGUUCUGGUUCAUCGCUGUGGUGGUAAUCAUGGCAGAUGUAGACAUUGCUCCAAAUUUUGGCCUCGAACUGAAGGAUGCCUUCAAGCCGGUCAAUUCUUGGGUGGCAGGCGGAAUCACCUGGCUUGACGAUAUCCAGCAGUUUUACCGGGAGCGAAGUGUCAUCGAGAAGGAAUAUAGCGCAAAGCUUGCUGCGCUGGCAAAGAAAUACUAUGAGAAAAAGGCGAAGAAGUCGAGCAGCCUGAGUGUUGGAGAUACGCCAGCUAUGACCCCAGGAUCAUUGGAGAGCGCAUCCCUCACCACAUGGACCACACAACUCACAACGGUCGAGUCUCGAGCGGCGGAACACGACCGAUACGGAACAGAGCUGAUCACACAUAUCGCAGAGCCUUUGAAAGUACUUGCGACUCGCUAUGAGGAUCUCCGCAAACGUCAUGUCGAGUAUGCGGAUAAAUUGGAGAAGGAAAGGGAUUCAACAUACAGCGAUUUACGCAAGAUGAAGGGCAAAUACGAUGCUGCAUGUCAAGAAGUCGAAAGCAAGCGGAAGAAGGCAGAAUCCUCAUUCGACUACUCGAAAACAAAAGCCCAGAAUGCCUACCAACAGCAGAUACUUGAGAUGCACAAUGUCAAGAACAGCUACCUGAUUGCAAUCAAUGUCACAAAUAAGCAGAAAGAAAAAUACUACCACGAAUAUGUUCCAGAACUCUUGGACAGUCUGCAGGACUUGUCAGAAUCACGGACGACCAAGUUGAACGGGAUAUGGUCACUUGCGGUGCAGCUCGAGGCUGGUGCGUUGAAACGAAGCACCGAUUUCGUCAAUCAUCUGUCCCAGGAAAUACCUAGAAACCAACCUUCCCUGGAUUCAAUGAUGUUUGUGAGGCACAAUGCAGGACCGUGGCAAGAACCGGGAAACAAAGUAUUCGAGCCCAGCCCUAUAUGGCACGACGACGAUGCUAUGGUAGUGGACGAUACCGCAAAGGUCUUCUUGCGUAAUGUACUUGGGAAAUCCAAAGCGCAACUCGGGGACUUAAGGAGAGAAGUUGACAAAAAGCGAAGGGAAGUGGAAGGCACAAAACGAGUGAAGCAACAAAUUCGAGAAGGCAAGGACAAGAGGGAUGAGGUUGAGGUGGUGAGGGCUAUUUUUGCAAUGCAAGAAGAGUUACACCAAGUUGAUCACAAGCGAUUGACCGCAGAAGUUGAGACCUCAACGAUCACGGCGGCCGUGGGCGAUGUUACACUUGGGGCAAAGAGUCACAACUUCAAAUCUCAGACCUUCAAGAUACCCACAAAUUGUGAUUUGUGUGGUGAUCGAAUAUGGGGUCUUUCUGCCAAAGGGUUCGACUGCAGGGACUGCGGUUACACAUGUCACAGCAAAUGUGAGAUGAAGGUUCCUGCUGAAUGUCCUGGAGAGCAGAAUAAGGAGGAGAGGAAGAAGCUGAAAGCAGAGCGCCAGGAAACUGCAAACUCGCUCAAGAGCCCGACUUCGACUGGUCUUUCUGAUAGUAUCACUGAAUUGCCUACGAUGAGUCGGUCAAAUACCAUGAAUUCUUUGAGCUCUGGUUACGCGGCUAGUGCCCAUCGAUCGGUUUCUGGCAGUGGACUCAGGUCUCCAGCUGAAGAGACGCCUCCCGAGAGGCCGACGUCUCUCAAGCCAGACAUCAGUGGACCUAACACGCUGAGGAAGAACAGAGUUGUGGCACCACCGCCUGCUGCCUAUAUCAGCGAGUUACCUGGGAGCGCACCUGUCAAUGGGUCAGGAUCUACAUCGAACGACCAGAAGGGCAAGAUGCUCUAUUCUUAUGAUGCAAAUGGAGAUGGCGAGGUGACAGUGGCCGAGGGUAAAGAAGUCACAAUCCUCGAGCCAGAUGAUGGAGGAUGGAUCAAAGUCAGAACAGCUGGCUUCAAAGAAGGUCUCGUGCCAACGGCAUAUGUUGAAAUUCUCGCAUCAGCUCCCCGGCCCUCAUCCAUCUAUUCCAAUUCCGGAUCGUCAAUGGGCGGCAGCGUAACGACGAAGAAGCAAGGCCCAGCAGUAGCGCCCAGACGAGGAGCAAAGAAGCUCAAAUACGUAGAAGCACUCUACGAGUAUACUGCACAGAGCGAGGCAGAGCACAGCAUGUACGAAGGCGAGAGAUUCGUACUGAUUAAAGAAGACCCAGGUGAUGGAUGGGCAGAGGUUGAGAAAGGGGGAGUCACGAAAAGCGUGCCAGCGAAUUACGUUCACGCUGUAUAGCGAGCGACAUUGCGUACGAAGUUACGAGAGAUGGGCAAGCGAAAGGGUGCAUGGAGAAUGGGCAUUUUUGGAUUCGUGUGUACUCGCACGAUUUUGAUCACAGUCUUAGGCUGAGGCAUCGAGAGCGUUGAAGUGGAGUCUGUUCUGGGUCUUGUGUAGAUUGCCGGUGGGCCAUCGUGUUCCAACUUCCAAGAAGUAGUGGCAGGCACAGCCUGCACACGAGUCGAUACUUCCAACAAGAACAAGACUUUUGCAUGCGUGUCCUGCAUGCUUGGGAUUUCCACCUGGUCAAUCAACCUCACUGCUAAUCCCCAACCACAAUCGCCAAGUGUGUUCCAAGACCGGCCACCGAAGUGGCAAUUUCUGCCGUCUCGCACCGCCAUCGUAUUUAUUUUCGCUUGCUUGUUC
This is a messenger RNA of Hyaloscypha bicolor E, 2738 nucleotides long. RefSeq lists its product as uncharacterized. The coding region runs from base 132 to 2330 and encodes 732 amino acids. The record is from RefSeq and is a predicted model, not a curated record. The transcript has 4 exons. Gene Ontology annotation, biological process: regulation of actin filament polymerization. Gene Ontology annotation, molecular function: protein binding. NCBI's taxonomy places the organism in Eukaryota, Fungi, Ascomycota, Leotiomycetes, Helotiales, Hyaloscyphaceae.